Nannospalax galili (Upper Galilee mountains blind mole rat) is the source of this 880-nucleotide messenger RNA. RefSeq names its product PDZK1 interacting protein 1 (gene Pdzk1ip1). The transcript has 5 exons. Lineage: Eukaryota; Metazoa; Chordata; Mammalia; Rodentia; Spalacidae. Bases 176 to 520 code for a protein of 114 amino acids. The record is from RefSeq and is a predicted model, not a curated record.
CUGGGCCAUUCCAGGCAGGAGUGACAAUGUGUCACCUUUCCCCAGAGCCUGGCCCCACUGCCAGGGAAGGGCCAGACUGCACUGGGGCUGAUCUCAUACGAACACCCCAGAUCUCCAGAAGCUCCAGGAGCCCAAACACCAGCAGUAGACCAAAUCCCGGGAGCUGCCUGCAACCAUGUUGGCCCUCAGCCUGCUCAUGCUGGGUCUGCUCACCUCAGUGCCACCUGCCAGCUGUCAACAAGGUCUAGGGAACCUUCAGCCCUGGAUGCAGGGCCUCAUUGCAGUAGCCGUGUUCCUGGUCCUUGUUGCAAUCGUCUUUGCUGUCAAUCACUUCUGGUGCCAGGAAGAGCCGGAGCCUGGGAACAUGAUCAUGACCAUUGGAAACAAGGCAGAUGGAGUCCUGGUGGGAAUGGACGGCAGGUAUUCUUCAGUGGCAUCCAGCUUCAGGUCCAGUGAGCACAAGAAUGCCUACGAGAAUGUGCUGGAGGAGGAGGGCAGGGUCCGAAGCACACCUGUGUGACAUGCUGGCCUGUGGCUCCAGACCCCAGGCUAUACAGAACCUAGGGUUGAUGCCAUUGCCUCACCCAGUCCCUGCUGUUUGGGAAUCUACCAAAACAGGUUGACCCUCUCAGCCCUCCUGAAUCAUAAUCAGCCAGGCUACAGCUCAGACUCAGCUGAUCACAGGCUGGGUGGGGUGUGGUCCUGGGGUCUUCCUAGGGUUUCCCAUCCAAUUCUGAAGAGCCUUUUAAAAGAUACCCAGUUCAGUCCCUCCCAUCUUGCCUCUCAUCCUCCUGCAACUAUGGAAGUGGCCCUUGUUUCCGUGAAAUAAAGACUUUUUAUAUUUUGGGGCUGAGGCUAAGGCAUAGCCCUUAGGCUUCCA